GCGUUUUCUACAGCGACGGAAUGAAGAAAUGAAUAGAUUUGUAGAAGAAAUAAAAGUAGAUCCCUUAAAUGGAUUUAAAAAUUUUACUCGUAUAUCGUGUGAAGAUUUUGAGUUACUGGUCAAUGCACUUAGUCCUCAUAUUGCAAAGCAAGACACCAACUACAGAAAAUGUGUCCCUGUUUCAAUAAGGCUAGCAAUUACCCUGAGAUAUCUUGCUACUGGAGAUUCUUUUGCAAGUUUAAUGUAUUUAUUUAAAGUUUCAAAAGAACUUAUUGCUCGGAUUGUACCUGAGACUUGUAAGGGGUUGAUAAGCGUACUGAAAGAAAACAUUAAGAUGCCUAAAACUGCAGAAGAAUGGAUGCUGAUAGAACGUCAAUUUGAAAAACAUUGGAAUUUCCCUCACUGCAUUGGUGCUAUGGAUGGCAAACAUAUUGUUAUACAAGCUCCAAAUAAUACUGGAAGUGACUUUUUUAAUUACAAAGGCGAUUUCAGCAUUGUACUUUUGGCAUUGGUUGAUGCAAAUUAUAAAUUCACGUACGUAGAUGUCGGUUGUAAAGGAAGAAUAUCGGAUGGUAGUGUUUUCAAAAAUACGGGUUUCUAUGUUAAUCUUGAGCAAGGACAAUUAAAUUUACCUCAACCUACUGCGCUACCCGGGAGGAAGACACCAAUUCCAUAUGUCAUUGCUGUAGACGAUGCUUUUGCAUUAGAUAUGAAUUUAAUGAAACCAUAUCCCGGUCAACAUGACAAAAGAUCGAAAGAAAGAAUAUUCAAUUAUCGGUUGAGCAGAGCGAGACCUCCAGAAAAGGCACAAUUAAUAACACUGACAUGUUGUUAUUUGCAUAAUUUUUUGAUGACACAAAAGUCGUCUUCACAGCUUUACACUUCUCCUGGCAUUUUCGACACUGAAAACCGAAUUACCCAUAGCGCUAUCGAUGAAAGUUGGCGGCGCGAUGCACCCAUGGCAAACUUACUACCAUUAAGAAAUAUCGGAAGAAUACCAACUGGCGAUGCGAAAGACAUAAGGGAAGAACUAGCAAAUUAUUUUCAAACUGACAUCGGAAUGGUGCCAUGGCAAGAAACACUAGCGUAAAAAGCAUACCUAAGUAUAAUCGAGUUAUAAAAUAAUAAAAAAACUGAAUGUACCUGUUCAUUUAUUUCAUCUUGCGAGUUCAUGCUGGUGUUCGGUUCAUCCCUUGCAUGAAAGAAAUUCAAAUAUGCAUAAGCAAACCAUUUUGGCUUAUAUACAUCUGAAAACCCAGAACCUGAAGAUUUUGAAUCCGAUAUUUUCUUCUUUUCUCUUCGGUAUUGAGCCA
Molecule: messenger RNA, 1313 nt
Organism: Acanthoscelides obtectus
Lineage: Eukaryota; Metazoa; Arthropoda; Insecta; Coleoptera; Chrysomelidae
Source: the annotation of a GenBank genome assembly